Molecule: messenger RNA, 3373 nt
Organism: Sodiomyces alkalinus F11
Lineage: Eukaryota; Fungi; Ascomycota; Sordariomycetes; Glomerellales; Plectosphaerellaceae
Exons: 1
Coding region: 364-3336 (990 amino acids)
Source: RefSeq, a predicted model, not a curated record
CUGGCUCCUCCCUAAGUUUUGUCACCCCAACCCCAACCACAGGACUUGUUAUAUAAGGAUGGGGUCCCCCUCAGUCACUACAUCAGUCUCCCCUCUCCUCCCUCUUCUUCUGACAUCCGGUCACCACAUCUCAACAACUGGCGUUAAUCUGCACUGUAGACGUCAGGUCAAUAAGUUUGAACGUCACACUCUCUGUAUAUUAGGAUUCAGCACUUGUUCUAUUCCAAUCUCCAGAUCUACUACUCAACUACCCCCUUCAUCAGUUGCGUAUCUUCACCACACCCGUGCAAGUGCUUCCCAUUCCUUCCAUUCGACUUCAACCUCAUCAGUAGCCUGUCAUUGCUCGUCUCACCGUCUCACGCAAUGGCGGCAUCGGGUAGCGUGUUCUCCGAAACCCUUCAGGAGAUCACCAGGACGAAGCUCGAUGAGCUCUCCAAGCGCCGUCAGAGCUUCGAAGCUGCCAAGGCUGCCGUCCUAUCUUCUGUUCGCGAGGAGGAGGACCCCGUCAAGCGCCUCGAAAAGCUCAGCUCGGGUGUCAAGAAGUGCUUCGCCGUCAACUGGGACCACCGAAAUCCGAAGCACCGCAACCGCGCGGCCUCCAUCCCCCAUGACAGCCGCGGCAAGCAUGUCCCCCUCACGACCGAACUCAAGAACCUCGACCGAUUCCUGGCGCAGGCCCGCCAUGAUCCUUCCGUCUCGGCCAAGAUGCUGAGCCGAUGGGAGAACUCGUUGGUCGGCCAUCUCGACACGCAGUCCCUCAAGUACCAGUAUGCCUCUCUCUACGGCCAGCUCGUGACCGAGUGGCUCUCGGGUGAUCGAAGCGGCAGUGCCCCGGCCAAGAGCAGCGAUGUCGACGUCGAGAUGGGCGAAGACUUUGAGGAUGUCGGCACCGCCGCGAAGCUCGAGGCGAGGAUGCAGUGGGAAAAGAUGGUCUUCGAGCCUGCUAACGUUGACGAGGGCCUCCUGAAGAGCUAUCUGGAACGGCUCUUUGGCUUCCGGGACUCGGACAAGGAAAAAGUCUGGGACGCGCUCAAGUCAAUGAGAACCGAAGUCAGGCUCUUCGAAGCGAGCAUGCUUUACGCCACCCAGUUCACCCAAGGCACCCUUCAGUGGGCGAUUAGCGGACUUUUGGCAUCGGGUCUCCUCUCCGACGAAAAACGUGAAGUCUUGAGGGAUUUCCAAAACAACCCUGUCAUCCUGACCGAGAUUGCCGACGUUCUCAACAUGCGGAUGGCCGCCCUGUCUUCAUGGUCCUGGGGCGACGAGGUGCCCAUCGAGCAACGCCGCCAGAUCUCCGGCAUCUUUAACAUCACCAUGCACGAGGACCUCUUGCAGGCCAUUUUCCUGCAGCACAUCGGCGUCAAGUGGUCCGUGUUUCUCAAGAGAGCCUUCACCGCCUUCCGCGGCGCCGUCGAUGCCUGGAAACCCAUGGGGAAGCCGAUUCCCGGGGCCGUCCGGAGGAGGUUGGGCUACUACUUGGGACCAAUCUCCACGAGCGGCUGUCUCGUGUCGCGUCGCGGCCAGAUUUACCGAGAUCACUACUUCAUGGCCCAGCUUCUGAGCCACGACGCACAGGUGGUCGGGAAUGCCGAAGGCGAGGAGGAGGCCGAGUACGAAAACCGAGCCCACAAGCGUGCGAGGGCUUCGGUUCAGCAGGCUCCUCGCCGGGCGGCGCAGGUGAUGCGAGCAGCGGCGCCAGCACUCCGGAAAGUAGCCGCUCCUGCUCAGCAAGCGAUGAGCUUCUCCAUGAUGCCCUCCCCGGACUCCUCGGGCUCCUCGGAAGCGGAGUCUGAAGAUGAGGGUGACAAUGGGCCCCAAAACCCCAUGCAACGCAAGCAGAGACUUCUUCACCUGCUUUCCACCGACAUUCUUCUCAACACCAACCUCAAUGGGGAAAUCACCGCCUUCCAUUCCGUCUUUGACCAGUGGAACCCUCUUCUGCCUCACGAGACCAUUCUCGGCGUGAUGGAGUUCCUCGGCGUGUCCGAGACGUGGCUCGCCUUCUUCCGCACCUUCCUCACAGCACCACUCAAGUUCACCGACGACGACGCGUCCGUACGCCCGCGUCCUCGUCGUCGAGGGACUCCGGCCGCCCACGUCCUCAGUGACUGUUUUGGGGAGACCGUCUUCUUUUGCCUGGACUUUGCCAUCAACCAGUCCACAUGCGGCCAACCCCUGUGGAGGAUCCACGACGAUAUCUGGUUCUGGUCGCCGGACCAUGACGUCUCGGUCACCGCCUGGAAGACGGUACGCGAGUUCGCAGCCGCCACCGGCACGUCCAUCAACGAGAAGAAAACGGGCUCGGUGCGCAUCGCCCACGACCCCAACGUAUCCCUGCCGUUGGAUGCUUCUCUCCCGCAGGGCGAAAUCCGCUGGGGGUUCCUGCAGCUGUCGCCUUUGACCGGACGGUUCGAGAUCGACCAGACCAUGGUCGACAAACACAUCAAGGAACUCCAGACGCAGCUGCGUGAUAAGAACAAGAGCAUCUUCGGGUACAUCCAGGCGUGGAACACGUAUGCCGCGACAUUUUUCUCGUCCAACUUUGGCAAGCCGGCCAACUGUUAUGGCGUCGAGCACGUCGAUCAGAUGCUCGCUACCCAUGAGCGGAUCCAGAAGGGCGUGUUCGCCACCCCGGCCGACUCCGCUACCGGACGCCCCUCCGACGAUGCACCCGUUGCUUCCAGCGUCGUGGACUAUCUCAAGAAGACGCUCGAACGGCGGUUCCAGACCACGGACGUGCCCGACGGCUACUUCUUCUUCCCGGUGGAGAUGGGAGGCCUGGACCUCAAGUCGCCCUUCAUCACCCUCCUGCAGAUCCGCGACUCGGUGCUCGCUUCGCCCCACCAGCUUCUGGAGGACCUCGCCAAGUCGGAACGGCGCGGCUACGAGGAGGCCCUGCAGCGGUUCCAGAACGGCGACACCAAGAGGGAGCGGUACGCCCUCGACGAGCCCAACUGGCAACCCGAGACCCGGCAGGAGCGGGACACCUUCAUCGCCUUUGAGGAAUACGUCCGCUACCGGGAGGAGGUGGACCUGAAAAUGCCCCUGCAGGCGCACCACGUCUUCGGGAAGCUCAUGCAGGAGCCGAAGCAGCAGAGCGUCGAACUGGACGAGGCCAGGAUCCGGGCUGCGCUCCAGCAGCUCGCGGGCCAGGCGAAUCUGCGGGGCAUCACGUCGAGCUGGCCGCAAAUGGAGCCUUACUGGCAGUGGGUGACCAUGAUGUACGGGCCGGAGAUUGUGGAUCGGUUUGGGGGGUUGAAUAUUGUGGAUUCGGGGCUUUUGCCCAUGGGGAUGGUGAGCAUUUUCCGGGAGAAGAGGGUGACGUGGCAGGGGUAAGCGGAUGACUGGAAGUAAAAAAAAAAGGGGGGGGGGG